GUGGCAGGAGCCUGGACACACAGGAUCAGUACCCACAAAUGUAGGAGCUGGAGAAACAACUUGUUUCCAGGGAGCCAAAUACGCAGACAUGAAGCAGCUGUUCUAUAACUGGACCUGCCGGCUGUCGCUGUGGCUGUGCUGCUGGUUUGGGGGCCUGAGCGCAGGCUUCAUGACCAGAAACUCCAGGCCCAACAUUGUGCUGCUGAUGGCGGACGACCUGGGGGUUGGGGAUCUGUGCUGCUACGGUAAUAACACAGUGAGCACACCCAAUAUCGACCGCCUGGCAAGCGAGGGCGUGAGGCUCACCCAGCACCUGGCAGCUGCCUCCGUAUGCACCCCGAGUCGAGCUGCCUUCCUGACAGGGAGGUACCCCAUCAGAUCAGGAAUGGCGUCUCCCUACAACCUGAACCGCGGGCUCACCUGGCUUGGAGGCUCCGGCGGUCUUCCCACCAAUGAAACGACCUUUGCCAAGCUGCUUCAGCAUUACGGCUACCGCACAGGCCUCAUAGGCAAAUGGCACCAGGGUUUGAGCUGUGCCUCUCGGAAUGAUCACUGCUACCACCCCCUCAACCACGGGUUCGACUAUUUCUACGGGCUGCCCUUUGGCCUCCUAAGCGAUUGCCAGUCCUCCAAGACGCCGGAGCUCCACCGCUGGCUCCGGAUCAAACUUUGGAUCUCCACGGCCGCGCUCAGCCUCGUCCCCCUGCUGCUCCUCAUCCCCAAGUACGCCCGCUGGUUCGUGGUUCCGUGGAAGGUCAUCCUCACCUUCGCUCUCCUCGCCUUUCUGUUUUUCAUUGCCUGGUACUCCAGUUACGGGUUUACUCGGCGUUGGAACUGCAUUCUUAUGAGAAACCAUGAAAUCAUCCAGCAGCCAAUGCGGGAGGAAAGAGUGGCUUCACUCAUGCUGAAGGAGGCCCUUGCCUUUAUCGACAGGUACAAACGCGGCCCCUUCCUGCUGUUUGUGUCUUUCCUGCACGUCCACACUCCGCUGAUCACCAAAGACAAGUUUGUGGGGCACAGCAAGUACGGUCUCUACGGGGAUAACGUCGAAGAAAUGGAUUGGAUGGUGGGUAGGAUCCUGGAGACCCUGGACCAGGAGCGCCUGACCAAUCACACACUGGUGUACUUUACCUCAGACAACGGGGGUCGAUUGGAGGUGCAAGAAGGCGAGGUCCAGCUGGGUGGCUCCAACGGCAUCUACAAAGGUGGGCAAGGGAUGGGCGGAUGGGAAGGCGGCAUUCGUGUCCCAGGAAUAUUCCGGUGGCCGACAGUCCUGCAGGCUGGGAAAGUGAUUAACGAACCCACGAGCCUAAUGGACAUUUACCCGACACUGUCUUACAUAGGCGGAGGCAUGUUGCCCCAGGACAGAGUCAUCGAUGGCCGGAACCUAAUGCCCCUGCUGGAAGGCAGAGUGUCCCACUCGGACCAUGAGUUCCUCUUCCACUACUGUGGGGUCUACCUGCAUACAGCCAGGUGGCAUCAGAAGGAUUGUGCAACCGUGUGGAAGGCCCAUUACGUGACUCCCAAAUUCUCCCCCGAUGGAGCUGGCGCCUGCUAUGGAAGCGGAAUAUGUCCAUGUUCUGGAGAUGUCACCUACCACGACCCUCCGCUGCUCUUUGACGUCUCAAGAGACCCUUCUGAGACCCGACCCCUAAACCCUGACAACGAAGCAUUAUUUGACUCAGUGGUCAAGAAAAUCGAGGCGGCCAUAAAAGAGCAUCGCAGGACACUCACGCCUGUCCCACAGCAGUUCUCAGUGUUCAACACCCUUUGGAAACCAUGGCUGCAGCCCUGCUGUGGGACUUUCCCCUUUUGUGGGUGUAAUAAAGAAGAUGACAUCCUAUCCACUGCUUGGUGAGCGGAAAGGGGCCACUGGUUCGUUCAGUCCAUGUGGGAUAAAUAAUUCUUCCCUCCACCCUCAGAUUUCAGUUCUUUCUUCAAGUCAUGUCCAGGAGCUCAAUGAAGUGAAAGUGGAUCUGGACGUUAGUGUACCCAGAGUUGUGCCAUGUUUUUAUAUAAUCGAGUCAUUGUUCAAGCAAAAAGACAGGCCAAGGUGACCUUCUGCAGAUUCUUAUGGUUCUGUGGUUCUUAGAAGGUGAUUCGAAGCAAUAGGUCGAAGGCAUUGUGUUUACAUAGUUCUGGUAGAAACUUCUCCUUGCGGAUCCUAAACCGAGACGUCUUAUCUUUGUGAUCAGUAAUGAUUAAGUAUUUUGUUUCAUCCUGAAGCAGACGGUGUACAUAUUACUGGAAGUGAUGCCACACUCAUUUCUACUCCUUCAUUCCCCGUCUUUUCUUCUUUCCUCCUCUUCCCGUCUUAAAAAAGGUCUGCCGACACGUCUUUGUCCUGUUUUGCUGACCUUUGAUUGGGAAGGACUUGUUGUGUCUUGGUAUUUUCGUGUGUAAAAUGGAGGAAACCAAUGUCUCUUGUGUAGAGUAGCUGUGAGCACUACAUGCAUUAAUUCAUCUGAAACCCCCUAUAUCCAGGAAGCACUCAAUCAAUGUCAUUGUUACGAAUGUUGUCAUUGUUGUCCAUUGUAAUUCAUCAUUUCCUGUGAAGUUCACAGGAAGGAAGCAUAGAGAAGAGGCAAUAUUUAAAAUAAAAUAAUAUUUAAAAUAAAAAUGGAUGAAAAAAGCUUUUAGUUGAUGAAAGGCAUUCAGGAAGCACACUUGGGAAACAAUUCUAAGCAGUAUAAACAAAAAUAAAUUUAAAAAAACCCAAAAAAUAAAUAAAUAAAUAAAUAAAUCUAUACCUUGAGCAAUCUUGGGAAAAUGGCCGGGUGCAAGACCAACAAAAUAUCUUUAAAUCGAUCACAGGGAAACAUCAGAUUUCCUAUGAAAUAAAAAGUAUUAAGAGAAAAGUGGGUUUGCUAAUGGCUCCAAGGGAAGCCAUAAGACAAGGGAAUAAUCUCCUUAAACUACUGAGAGAAAAUUGUCAACCCAGGUACUGCUUAUGUUAUAAUGAUGGUAAAAAAUUUAAAAACAUAGACAGUUACUACUUUAGAAUUUUUAUCCCUCUGUUUCAUCUGCUUUCCUGUAUUGUGAAGCUCUCUGGUAUUAGAAGCUUUUUAAACAAUUAUUUUCCUGAUGAAUCAAGUCUUUAAUCAUUAUGCAAUUUACCUCUUUGUAUCUGGUAAUGCUUUUCAUCUGGAAGUCCAGUUAAGCUGAAAUGAUCAUAGCCAUAGUGUUAAAAUUUAAUUAAAUUGGGACACCUGAGUGGCUCAGUGGUUGGGCAUCUGCCUUUGGCUCAGGGCGUGACCCCGGGGUCCUGGGAUCAAGUCCCACAUUUGGCUCCCUGCAUGGAGCCUGCUCCUCCCUCUGCCUGUGUCUCUGCCUCUCUCUGGGUCUCUCAUGAAUAAAUAAAUAAAAUCUAAAAAAAAUAAUUUAAUUAAAUUGAAAAUUGCUUAGUAUUUAAAUGGUGUGCCUUUCCUCAUCCCUUGAACAGAUGUGUGGCUUUGUAUUUAAAGUCCUUCUCAUUGUGUGUCAACUACUGUCAAAUAAAAAAUAGAUUAAUUGAAAAAUAAUAAAGUGCUUCUUCUCUGGACCUCA
Messenger RNA from Nyctereutes procyonoides (raccoon dog), 3546 nucleotides. RefSeq names its product arylsulfatase family member H (gene ARSH). The coding region runs from base 89 to 1858 and encodes 589 amino acids. The record is from RefSeq and is a predicted model, not a curated record. Gene Ontology annotation, molecular function: arylsulfatase activity. Lineage: Eukaryota; Metazoa; Chordata; Mammalia; Carnivora; Canidae. The transcript is spliced from 11 exons.